Molecule: messenger RNA, 2864 nt
Organism: Hordeum vulgare subsp. vulgare (domesticated barley)
Lineage: Eukaryota; Viridiplantae; Streptophyta; Magnoliopsida; Poales; Poaceae
Product: two-component response regulator-like PRR37
Exons: 9
Coding region: 464-2485 (673 amino acids)
Biological process (GO): phosphorelay signal transduction system; cytokinin-activated signaling pathway
Molecular function (GO): protein binding
Source: RefSeq, a predicted model, not a curated record
GCCUCCCACACCCACCCACACACACAGCACACCCUCCUCGGCUCGACUCGACUCGCCGCCGCCGCCGCAGUCCAUGGCCUCGUCGUCCUCCUCCUGACCGGCAGCAGACCCAAGGUGCGCUCCCGCCCGUCUAUGGUCACCCACGCGCUCUGUUUCCGCUCGAUUGGGGGAUCGAAUCACCCGUUUCAAUCUCAAUCUACGUGCGUGUGGAUCCAGGGCACGCUCAGGCUCUCUCUAGCUGCUGCUAAUAGUAUGUGUCCGGAAAUUGCUGGAGAUUAACCGGCUCGCACGCCUUGUCUGCUACUGCCCCCCCUUAUAGCCGCCGGCAGCUCCAUUCCAGGAGACGAUUCAUUCCGCUGCAGUCUCAACCCCCUUGCUCUUGUGUGUUUUUUUUGCGUUUUGUUUUUAUUGGUUUGGUCCGCUGCUCCGCCGCCGUCGACGACGAACGCCGUGGGACUCCCGGAUGCGACCGAGGCAGCCUCCUCCUAGCGCCAUGGACAAUCAGCAGCAGCAGCAGCCGCCGCGCGGGGAGCACGCCGCCCAGCCGCGAUGCUGGGAGGAGUUCCUACACAGGAAGACCAUCCGGGUCCUGCUCGUGGAGACCGACGACUCCACCAGGCAGGUCGUCGCCGCCCUGCUCCGCCACUGCAUGUACCAAGUUAUCCCCGUCGAGAACGGCCACCAGGCGUGGGCGUAUCUUCAGGACAUGCAGAGCAACAUCGACCUUGUUCUCACAGAGGUGUUCAUGCACGGCGGCCUCUCCGGGAUCGACCUGCUCGGCAGGAUCAUGAACCACGAGGUCUGCAAGGACAUCCCCGUCAUCAUGAUGUCGUCGCACGAUUCCAUGGGCACCGUCCUCAGCUGCCUCUCAAAUGGUGCUGCUGACUUCUUGGCCAAGCCGAUACGUAAGAACGAGCUUAAGAACCUUUGGGCGCAUGUGUGGCGACGGUCUCACAGCUCCAGUGGCAGUGGUAGUGGAAGUGCCAUUCAGACUCAGAAGUGUACCAAAUCAAAGAGCGGCGAUGAUUCCAAUAACAACAGCAAUGAUCGCAACGACGAUGCCAGCAUGGGGCUCAAUGCAAGGGAUGGCAGCGAUAAUGGCAGUGGCACUCAGGCGCAGAGCUCAUGGACAAAGCGUGCCGUUGAGAUCGACAGUCCCCAGGACAUGUCUCCGGAUCAGUCAGCCGAUCCCCCUGAAGGCACUUGUGCCCAUGUGAACCAUCCCAAGUCAGAGAUAUGCAGCAAUAGAUGGUUACCAGGUACAAAUAACAAAAAAUGCCAGAAACCAAAAGAAACCACUAAUGGUGAUGGAUUCAAAGGCAAGGAGUUGGAGAUAGGAGCCCCUGGUAAUUUGAACACAGACGAUCAAUCCUCCCCGAACGAGAGUUCGGUCAAACCAACCGAUGGACGGUGUGAGUAUCUGCCACAGAACAAUUCCAGUGAUACGGUCAUGGAGAAUUUGGAGGAGCCAAUUGUUCGAGCUGCUGACUUAAUCGGUUCGAUGGCCAAAAACAUGGACGCCCAACAGGCAGCAGCUAGAGCCAUAGAUGCUCCUAACUGCUCCUUACAGGCGUCGGAAGGGAAAGACACGGACGGCGAGAACGCUAUGCCAUAUCUUGAGCUGAGCCUGAAGAGGUCGAGAUCGACCGGGGAAGGUGCAGGCCCGAUCCAGGAGGAACAGAGGAACGUCGUGAGACGGUCAGACCUGUCGGCAUUCACGAGGUACAAUAUGUGUGCGGUCUCCAAUCAAGGCGGGGCAGGGUUCGUCGGGAGCUGCUCACCCAACGGCGACAGCUCCGAGGCCGCGAAAACGGUUGCUGCUCAGAUGAAGCAGGGCUCUAACGGCAGCAGCAACAACAAUGACAUGGGCUCCACCACGAAGAGCGUGGUGACCAAGCCCUGUGGAAAUAAUAAGGUUUCGCCCAUCAACGGCAACACACACACGUCGGCGUUUCAUCGUGUGCAGCCAUGGACGCCAGCGACAGCAGCAGGAAAAGACAAGGCUGAUGAAGUGAGCAAGAAGAACGUUGCAGCAGCAGCAGCAGCAGCGAAAGAAAUGGGUUGUGAAGCACAGAGCAAACACCCCUGUGCAGCGGCCGAUGACGUGAAUGGUGGAUCGGCAGGAGGCACUGCUCAGUCCAGUGUUGUCAAUCCUUCGGGUCCGGUUGAAGGCCAUACUGCCAACUAUGGUAGCAACUCAUUCAGCAAUAACAACACCAAUAACGGGAGCACCGCAGCUACCACUGCUGCUGCUGCUGCUGUACAUGCUGAGACCGGUGGUGGCGUCGACAAAAGAAGUAACAUGAUGAACAUGAAACGGGAGCGCCGUGUGGCCGCCGUGAACAAGUUCAGAGAGAAGAGAAAAGAGAGGAACUUCGGGAAGAAGGUGCGUUACCAGAGCAGGAAGCGGCUGGCCGAGCAGCGCCCACGGGUGCGCUGGCAGUUCGUGCGGCAGCCGCCGGCGCCGGCGACCGUGGAGAGAUAACCUCCCGCCACGCACCUAGCUAUACCUAGUACUCUACUAAUUAGACAGCUGAUUCUUGUGUCUUUGGCCAUGGAUCAUUGGGAGCUCGUCUCAUCUCCUGGAAGAAGAAGAAUAACGAGUGACUCCUCCUGCCUGCCUUAGCGACCUACCAUAGAACAUGCCGGCGGAGGAGGACGAGGGCGAUUGUACAUAGUAGGAGCGUGUGGAGCCGAUCAGACAGGCUCCCGCUCUUGAAUGUAGCAGCAAUUGACCAAUCAAUGUCUGAGCCUCUAGAAUGGUAGUAUGAGUGAGUAUUGUGCUGUACACUUGUCAUCAGCUUGGCCAUGGCGGCAGCCUUGUCAGGUGUCAUCAAUCAACGCAUAUUUGUGGUUUCUUUCUA